This is a messenger RNA of Lampris incognitus (smalleye Pacific opah), 669 nucleotides long. Its product is annotated as transmembrane protein 17A. The record is from RefSeq and is a predicted model, not a curated record. Gene Ontology annotation, cellular component: ciliary transition zone. Bases 1 to 669 code for a protein of 222 amino acids. Lineage: Eukaryota; Metazoa; Chordata; Actinopteri; Lampriformes; Lampridae. The transcript has 4 exons. Gene Ontology annotation, biological process: non-motile cilium assembly.
AUGCCCGUGUUUUACUCGCCCGUCUCCCAGAACCUGCGGAUGGGCCUGGCCUACGUAGGAGGCUCUGUGUUCACCAACAACAGGACUGGAGACAGCGACCACGCCAGAGAGCAGGAGGACAGAUCAGUGGUGAACGAGCUGGUGUCUCACCUCCCUCUCCAGAUGCUCCUCUACUUCAACAUGUUCUUCUUCCCCUGCUGGUGGUUCUCCGCUGUGGCCAUGCUGGAAGUCAAGUUUUAUUAUCUGCCCGGAUACUACCAGGCUCUCCUUGUAACCGGCAUGAUCCUCCUCACAGUGGUCGAAGUGGUCCGUCUUUAUCUGGGUUACGUCGGCAACCUCAAAGAGAAGGUGCCAGAGCUAGCAGCAUUCUGGCUGCUGUCCUUCAUGUUCCAGCUGCCGGUGCUCUUGUUCUUCCUGACGGACGAGGGAACCAUCAUCCUGCCCCUGGAGAGGGUAGUCCACUCCAUCUACCUCCUCUUUCUGCUGGCCCAGAUCCUCGCCGCCUUCCUGGCCCUCAGGACCAUGACUCGGAAGCUCACCGUGCUUUUCCAUCUGCGCCAGUUCGGUGAGGUGGAGACCCUCCACCACACGGGCAUGAGCUGUGUCUACGGGCUGCCAUACCACCGCACCGUGUUACCCAUGCCAGAGACUAAUAACAUGGACCAUUAA